Benincasa hispida (wax gourd) is the source of this 1096-nucleotide messenger RNA. Its product is annotated as leucine-rich repeat protein 1-like. The record is from RefSeq and is a predicted model, not a curated record. Lineage: Eukaryota; Viridiplantae; Streptophyta; Magnoliopsida; Cucurbitales; Cucurbitaceae.
CAAUAUAGCAAUAGCAGCAGCAGCAGCAGCACCCUCUUCCCUUUUAUGGGCUCUAUAAAUUCUCCAAACCCCUCUCAUUUUCCCAUUCCCUUAUGCUCUCUCACUUCUCUCUUCUUUUACCAUAAAAAAAAAACUAUUUCUCUCUCUCAAAUAAAUAUAUAUAAAAAUUUCAUCUUUUUUCCUCACUACCUUCAAAAACUCCUUCACAAUGCCAACCUUCCCUCUUCUUCUUCUUCCUCCUGCUCUUUUUUUCCUCUCAAAUUUGUUUCUCUCCAUUACAUCCAACUCUGAAGGUGAUGCUUUGUAUGCCUUGAGGAGAUCAGUAAAGGAUCCAAACAAUGUCUUACAAAGCUGGGAUCCAACUCUUGUUGAUCCUUGUACCUGGUUCCAUGUCACUUGUGAUUCCGCUAACCACGUCACUCGCCUUGAUCUUGGAAAUGCAAAGCUAUCGGGCAACUUAGUCCCCGAGUUGGGAAAUCUCGAGCACCUUCAAUACUUGGAAUUGUACAUGAAUCAAUUGGUGGGUCCUAUUCCAAAAGAGAUCGGACGGUUGAAAAGCCUCAUCAGCUUAGAUCUCUACCACAACAACCUCACUGGCCCCAUUCCUUCUUCCAUCAAAAACCUCUCCAAUCUCAACUUCCUGAGAUUGAAUGGGAACAAGCUCAGUGGAAGAAUACCAAGGCAACUCACAAAACUUGGCAACCUAAAAAUCAUUGAUGUGUCGGAUAACGAUCUGUGUGGGACGAUCCCAACAUCAGGCUCCUUCUCCAAGUUCUCGGAGGAAAGUUUCAAGAACAACCCAAGAUUGGAAGGGCCAGAACUAAUGGGGUUUGUGAGAUAUGAAAAUGGAGGAACCUGCUGAUGUUUUGACUUGAUGUGCCUCAGUUAAAAGGAGAAAGGGUUUCUGUAUUGUAAAAAUAGUAUCACUUAUAAUACUCCAUAUCAAAAUAUUGUAAUGUAAACUUUUGGGAGGUCAUUCUGGUUAGCACUUUCUAAAUCAUUCAGGCAGAUGUUGAACAAUAUUCAAAACAAAAGUUUGCACAAAUUCUAGCUAAAUAAAGAGAGAAAAAAGUACAAAAGGAAUUUUGAAGCUGAA